This is a messenger RNA of Daphnia pulex (common water flea), 2498 nucleotides long. RefSeq lists its product as uncharacterized. Gene Ontology annotation, biological process: DNA transposition. The transcript is spliced from 9 exons. Gene Ontology annotation, molecular function: DNA binding; transposase activity. The record is from RefSeq and is a predicted model, not a curated record. Bases 269 to 2407 code for a protein of 712 amino acids. Lineage: Eukaryota; Metazoa; Arthropoda; Branchiopoda; Diplostraca; Daphniidae.
GGCUUGGAUUUUCGUAAGGUAGGGCGCUUAAAAAGUCUUCUUAAUAUGACGAGGCGUAACAAACCCCAACCUAUUCCCAAUAAGCGGGAAUACAAUAAAGUGAAGAAAAUCCAAGCCUCUACCCAUCCCACUCUAUAAGCGGGAAUACUAUAAAGGCGAAGAAAAUCCCUGCCUUUACCUUUCCCAAUCUCGUUUAUUUCUGUCAUUUCACAUCUGCUGCUGUUAGUUUCACUUAGUGUUUCAGAGACACAGACAUUUACAAUCGGAAAUGGAAAUUAGUGAUGAUUCUGAUGCAAUUUCUAACUCUGAAGAAGAGUAUUCUAGAAGUAUUGGAACAAUUGUCACCGUUAAUCGAAUGCAAGGUGAAAAGAAAAACGGGACACUCUACUCAACAGGCCACUACCUAUUUCACCUUGCUAAACGCUGUACCCAUUCAGUGAAUUAUAAAUGCCGAAAGCACAAAGAAUUUCAUUGUGGGGCCAGGCUAGUUUACAAAGAUGGUGUGUAUCGCAUUUCUGGCACACAUCACACCCACCCCAUUGAAGACGAUGAAAUUGGCCGUAUUUCCUUUGUAAACGAGUGCUGUCGAAGGGCUGGUCUUCAAAGAGCACCUGGCGAGUUGAAAUCUAUUUUCGAGGAAACUCGACGAGACUUUCCAGAUGUUUCCAUUGGAUAUAAUGCUGCCCUAGAAAAGCGUAUGUAUAGAGCUCAGCAAGAACGGAAGCCACCCAAUCCAACCAGUUUUGACGAGGCCGAAGAAUUGAUUCGUGAACAUCCUCAUUAUUCAAAAACAUUAGACGGGUCAUCCGACUUUUUUAAGGCUCGCGUCUCCACGGCAACCGGUACGGCAUUCAUCUUCCUAUCUAUUACUCUACUUACUCAACUGCGAACAACAAAGCAAAUUCAAGCAGAUGGAACAUUUAAGACUGUGCCUAACUUGUUUUACCAGCUAUUUACUCUCCACUUUAAAGCAUAUAAAAAGUCCUUUCCAGUUGCCUUCGUUUUAAUGAGUGAAAAGUCUCUGGAUCUUUACAACGCUGUGAUGGAGAAAAUCCUCGAUACUCUUCAGGAAAUAGAUCCAGACAGAGAAGGUAACUGUGCGGAACGCCUGAUAUCAGAUUUUGAAGAAGGCAUACUAAGGGCGCUACACAAUGCAUUUCCUGGUGCACGAGCCAGAGGGUGUUGGUUUCAUUACGGGCAGGCAAUCUAUAGAAGAGCCUGUGACGAGGGCUUGGCUAGAUCAUAUAGAACAAGUCCAGUUGUGAAACGCAUCAUAAAAUUGAUAAUUUCUUUGGCUCUUUUACCCGCAGAACAAAUAUAUGCCGGGUUUAUGGCAAUUCAGCAAGAAAAUGCGGCCGACUUGCAACUAGAAAGCCAAGAAAUACAAGAUGCUGUUCAACGUCUCUAUGUAUACUGGGCCGGAUACUGGCUUGUUCGUCAGACUCCAGCACGUUUCAGCGUAAACGGUGAUAAGUCUCGUACAAACAACGAGGAAUGUGAGGAAACUGCAAGGCGGGAUUUUCUGGUCGCUAGUCGUGGUGGGGAAAUUCGUCGCCCAACGCCAAAUCGAUACAUCGUACGGGAUGAGCAAAUUUUGGGAAGAGCAAGAGAUCUUAGUCAAAACUUAAUAACCAUUUACGAAUUUUUGAUGAUGUCUUCUGUAUCUUUUGAACCUUACGACGAGGGUUUGCCAGAAAAUGUACUGGAAGCACCUGCACCUCGUCGACAACGUAGAUUGGCCCGUUUGCAGGGCGAUGGAAGGCAACAGGUUCGAACAAGAGCCGGAGCACUCCGAAGAGAUCAAGGUGAACCGGAGGCUGAUGCUCCUCGUCGCCCAGUUGGACGGCCGCCACGAAGAGAUCGAGGUGAACCGGGGGCUGAUGCUCCUCGUCGCCCAGUUGGACGGCCACCACGAAGAGAUCGAGGUGAACCGGAGGCUGAUGCUCCUCGUCGCCCAGUUGGACGGCCACCACGAAGAGAUCGAGGUGAACCGGAGGCUGAUGCUCCUCGUCGCCCAGUUGGACGGCCACCACGAAGAGAUCGAGGUGAACCGGAGGCUGAUGCUCCUCGUCGCCCAGUUGGACGGCCGCCACGAAGAGAUCGAGGUGAACCGGAGGCUGAUGCUCCUCGUCGCCCAGUUGGACGGCCGCCACGAAGAGAUCGAGGUGAACCGGGGGCUGAUGCUCCUCGUCGCCCAGUUGGACGGCCACCACGAAGAGAUCGAGGUGAACCGGUGGCAAAUGCUGUUGCGCUUUUUUGCAAAGUUUGUUUAAUAAAUCCCAUAAAUCGAGUUCUUAAUUGUGGCCAUCCUUUUUGCGAUAGCUGCACAAAUCGUCUUCCUCUACGAUCCCCCUGUCCAGUUUGCCGGACCCCUAUUGAAGCUGUGCAAAUAUUUUUUUUGCCUUGAUGUUUCUGUUUAAAUUUUUUCAUUUACAUUGCUGUUGACUCUUUUUUAUUACGUACCAACGUAACAUUACACAAUUUUGACAAUCUAGUGA